This is a messenger RNA of Delphinapterus leucas (beluga whale), 1517 nucleotides long. It is a transcript of the gene MYF5, whose product is annotated as myogenic factor 5. Gene Ontology annotation, biological process: skeletal muscle cell differentiation; positive regulation of myoblast differentiation; positive regulation of skeletal muscle fiber development. Gene Ontology annotation, molecular function: RNA polymerase II cis-regulatory region sequence-specific DNA binding; DNA-binding transcription factor activity, RNA polymerase II-specific; protein dimerization activity. The record is from RefSeq and is a predicted model, not a curated record. NCBI's taxonomy places the organism in Eukaryota, Metazoa, Chordata, Mammalia, Artiodactyla, Monodontidae.
GACCCAGGCCGCCAGGCGUCUGCCCUUGUUAAUUACCGGAGAAACCGACCAGGGAGCUCCGCCCGGGACUCGCCUGCCCGCAGCGGCGCCAGGCUCCGGUUUCUCCCCUAUCUCGCUGCUGCCCAGGUGCACCUCCUUCCUCUCCGCAGAAGAUGGACAUGAUGGAUGGCUGCCAGUUCUCGCCUUCUGAGUACUUCUACGAUGGCUCCUGCAUCCCGUCCCCCGAGGGCGAGUUCGGGGACGAGUUUGAGCCGCGAGUGGCUGCUUUCGGGGCGCACAAAGCAGACCUGCAGGGCUCAGACGAGGACGAGCACGUGCGAGCACCUACGGGCCACCACCAGGCCGGCCACUGCCUCAUGUGGGCCUGCAAAGCAUGCAAGAGGAAGUCCACCACCAUGGAUCGGAGGAAGGCGGCCACCAUGCGUGAGCGGAGACGCCUGAAGAAGGUCAACCAGGCUUUCGAGACGCUCAAGCGGUGCACCACGACCAACCCCAACCAGAGGCUGCCCAAGGUGGAGAUCCUCAGGAAUGCCAUCCGCUACAUUGAGAGCCUGCAGGAGCUGCUGAGGGAACAGGUGGAAAACUACUACAGCCUGCCAGGGCAGAGCUGCUCUGAGCCCACCAGCCCCACCUCCAGCUGCUCUGACGGCAUGCCCGAAUGUAACAGCCCUGUCUGGUCCAGAAAAAGCAGCAGUUUUGACAGCGUCUACUGUCCUGAUGUACCAAAUGUAUAUGCCACAGAUAAAAGCUCCUUAUCCAGCUUGGACUGCUUAUCCAGCAUAGUGGAUCGGAUCACCAACUCAGAGCAACCUGGAUUGCCUCUCCAGGACCCAGCAUCUCUCUCCCCAGUUGCCAGCACCGAUUCUCAGCCUGCAACUCAAGGGGCCUCUAAUUCCAGGCUCAUCUAUCAUGUGCUAUGAACUAAAAAUCUAGUCUAGAUCAGUUCUGCCAGGAGGGCCUAUUACACAGGAGGAAAGAUGCCAAAAAAGUCCAAAAGCAAGACAACCUGUAAAUAAACAUUUCUUUGCAGUUGUAAAUUUGUAAAUAUUAUCUUGCCACUUUAUAAGAAAGUGUAUUUAACUAAAAAGUCACUAUUGCAAUUAAUACUUUCUUUUCCUUUGUCUUGCUUUAGAUAUAUAGUUCCAGAGAUACUAUUUCUUAUAGGGGGCAGUUCAUCAAAGGUAGCUUGUUGCAAUGCUUAACUUAUACUUUUUAUAAAUAUUGCUUAUCAAAAUAUUACAUCUGAUGUUUAGAGCUUUAUUUUUUUUCUUUAAAACUUUAGAAUAGCUGUAAAUCAGUUAUAGGGAGUUUUAAAUAUAUUUAACUUUUUUGCUUGUCUCUUUAAUCCUUUGAUUAUAUUUUGUAAAAUAAAAAUAUAACAAUACUGCCUAAUGGUAUAUAUUUUGAUCUUAUAAGAAAUGCAUCUUUUUAAUGUAAGCACAAAAUAGUAUUUUGUGGAUGAUUUCAAGAUAUAAGAGAUUUUGGAAAUUUCACCACAAAUAAAAUUGUUUAAAUGA